Hibiscus syriacus is the source of this 3158-nucleotide messenger RNA. RefSeq names its product clathrin interactor EPSIN 2-like. Gene Ontology annotation, molecular function: clathrin binding; phospholipid binding. The record is from RefSeq and is a predicted model, not a curated record. The transcript has 14 exons. Gene Ontology annotation, cellular component: endosome; clathrin vesicle coat; plasma membrane. Gene Ontology annotation, biological process: endocytosis. NCBI's taxonomy places the organism in Eukaryota, Viridiplantae, Streptophyta, Magnoliopsida, Malvales, Malvaceae. The coding region runs from base 134 to 2830 and encodes 898 amino acids.
UGAAAAUUCCCAUUUUUUUCCUCGCUCUAACAGCGACGAUCGAUUUCAUUCAAUUUCUUUGCCGUUGAAUCUUCAAUUUUUAUUCUCGAUUCAAUCAGUGUGUUAGGCUGCUUCAUUUCGAACUCAGGCGAGGAUGAAGAAGGCUAUCGGUCAAACUGUUAGAGAACUCAAGAGAGAGGUUAAUAAGAAGGUUCUUAAAGUUCCUGGAAUAGAGCAGAAGGUUCUUGAUGCCACCAGUAAUGAGCCCUGGGGUCCUCAUGGAUCACUUCUUGCAGAUAUUGCAAUGGCUACAAGAAACUAUCAUGAGUAUCAGAUGAUCAUGACAGUAAUCUGGAAACGUCUAAGUGACACUGGAAAGAAUUGGCGUCAUGUUUACAAGGCUCUGACAGUUCUAGAAUACCUUGUUGCUAAUGGAUCAGAGCGAGUCAUAGAUGACAUAAGAGAACAUUCGUAUCAAGUAUCGACCUUGUCCAAUUUUCAGUAUAUUGAUUCCAGUGGAAGGGACCAAGGUAACAAUGUCAGAAAAAAAUCUCAGAGCCUUGUGGCCCUAGUAAAUGAUAAAGAAAGAAUAAUUGAAGUAAGACAAAAGGCUGCAGCUAACAUGGACAAGUUUCGGAAUACAUCAACUGGUGGAAUGUAUAGACCAGGUUCAGGGGGAUAUGGUGACAGAUAUGAUUAUGGAAACAGAGAUUAUGAUGAUCAGAAUGGUUAUGGAAGAGACCGGGAGUAUGGCUACAGAGAUGAUGAUCGGUAUGGCAGAUAUGGGGAUUCAAACAGUCGCGAUGGAGAUCGUUAUGGUAGAGAUUAUGAAGACCGCAACAGCAGAGAUGGUUACAGGGAUGAUGACUACCGUGGUAGAAGUAGAAGUGUUGAUGAUUAUCAAUAUGGCACAAGAUCUAGAAGCUCUGAUAGAGACCAUGCUUUUGAUGAGGAUGGUGCUUCUUCUCGGGGCAGCGGUGCUAGAGCUGAUGAUCACUCUCAGGAUGGAAGGCAGAAUGAGCAGAAGCAUUCUGAACAAAAUGUUGGUGCUCCUGGUUAUGAAGAAGCAGCAAGUGAGACUCAGAGUCCUGUCCAUAGUGAAAGGGUUGGCCAAGCUUCUGUAGCAGCUGCUCUCGGGGCUUCUCCUCCUCCUCCUAAUUAUAAUCCUAACCAAGCAGCCCCUGAUCUUAGUAAUUCAGCUUCUCUUCCAAAUCAACAAGUGGAGGCAUUUGAUGAAUUUGAUCCCCGCGGUCCAGUUUCAGCUGCUCCAACUACUGCUGCAGCUGUCCCUGCUCCUGAUGUUCCCACUGCUUCAACCAAUGUUGAAAUGGAUUUGCUGGACGCUCUGUCUGAUUCAUUUGCUAUCGUGCCAGUUACACCUGAAAACCUUGCUACCGAGUCUGAUGCCCAUGCAAACUCCGAUGCUUUGCCCACCUUUGCUGCUAAUCAGUCGGCAUCUAAUUUUGGAAAUCAGGGUUUUGAUGAUCCAUUCGGUGAUAAUCCUUUUAAAGCUGUCCCUUCAACUGAUGCUGCCCCAGCUGCGCAACAAAUUUCUACUUCCAUGCCUACUUUCCAAUCUGCAACAAACCAAAAUGCAGUAGCUCCUCAGCUACCUUCUGCAAAUUCUGAGACAGUUACCAACUUCAACUUUGGGGAUUCAUUCUCUGCCAAUGCUUACUCUGCACCUGGUGUCUCCACCGUACAACCUCCAUCAACAAAUCCUCAGUUUCUGCCUCAGGAAUUGUCAACUCCAAAUCAGGAAAAUAAUUCACUGGCGGAUAUUUUUCCACCUUCUGGACCUGCACAGCCGAGUGCUAGCACAUAUGGCCAAUCUGUGCAGCCAAGUGUUUAUCCUUAUAGCCAACCGCCACAACCCGGUGCUAAUCCCUAUGGCCAACCCUCACAGCCAAAUGCUAAUCCAUAUGGUCAACCUGCACAGCCAAAUGCUAAUCCAUAUGGUCAACCUGCACAGCCAAACGCUAAUCCAUAUGCCCAAACCAUGCAACCAAAUUCGAAUAAUUCAUAUGGUAAUUUUAACCCACAGACCGUGUCUAUGGCCCCUCAGAUACUUGAAUCUGCUGCCCAAAGCAGCAAUGGGAGCUUCAACUCUCGGAUAGGUUCUAAUGCUCCUGUCAGUUCACACAAGUCUGCUCAACCUCAAAAUAACAAUGAUCUCCUGGGUGGCUUAAUUUCACAACCAGGCUCAAAGCCUUCAAUGGCACCACAGACAGUUACUCCGUCGGCAGGAGCACUUGCUAUAGUUCCAGUUUCAGAACCAUCGAAGGAUAAAUUUGAGAUGAAGUCGGCAGUUUGGGCUGAUACAUUGAGCAGAGGACUAGUCAAUCUGAAUAUAUCUGGACCUAAAACAAAUCCGUUGGCUGAUAUUGGAGUGGACUUUGAUGCUCUUAAUCGGAAAGAAAAGAGGAUGGAAAAACCCGCCCCAAAUGCGGUAACAUCUACAGUCACCAUGGGUAAGGCUAUGGGAUCAGGUUCUGGAAUUGGUCGUUCUGGUGCUAGCAGUCUUAGAACUCCAGCAAAUCCUAUGGCGGGUUCAGGUAUGAGUAGGAUGGGUAUGGGAAUGGGUUUUGGACCAGCUGGAGGCAUGGGCAUGGGGGGAGGUUAUGGUGGUAUGAAUCAACAAUCUAUGGGCAUGGGAAUGGGGAUGAACAACAUGGGCAUGAAUCCUGGAAUGGGGAUGAACAACGUGGGCAUGAAUCCGGGAAUGAGGAUGAAUAUGGGAAUGGGGCAAAGACCCUACAUGCAACCACAAGCUGGAAUGCCUGGGGGUUAUAACCCUAUGAUGGGUUCCGGUGGCUAUUCUCAACAGCCAUACGGUGGCGGAUACCAAUAAGAACGAGUUACCAUUCCCGACGUGUAAAAGGAAGUUACAUACGAAGCUUGUGAUAUAACAGAGUUAAAAGAGAUUGAAAUAUAGCUAAACCUUAGAUGUCUCCAUUCGAAUCCCCCGAGUAGAAGCUGUAGUUUUGUAGUCCCGCAAAAUUGUCUUGGCAGUGGCCUGAUGGGAUCCAAUGAUGCUUGUAUUAUUUUUCUCAUUCUUGCUUAAGCUAUUGCACUCUUUGGACCAUUCUGAGUCCUAUUGGUCCAAUGCCUGGUUUGAGCUGUUGUGAAAUUGUGUAUUUCUCACGUUUGCUUUAUUAUUAUUAUUAUUAUUAUUAUUA